Messenger RNA from Grammomys surdaster, 2288 nucleotides. RefSeq names its product NIMA related kinase 6 (gene Nek6). The transcript has 10 exons. Gene Ontology annotation, molecular function: protein kinase activity; ATP binding. Bases 139 to 1080 code for a protein of 313 amino acids. The record is from RefSeq and is a predicted model, not a curated record. Lineage: Eukaryota; Metazoa; Chordata; Mammalia; Rodentia; Muridae. Gene Ontology annotation, biological process: protein phosphorylation.
AUGAAGAAACUGGGGCACAGAGAAGCUAUAGAGUAGCAGUAGACCCAGAAUUUGAACCGGACUUGUCUGGACAGAGUCUGUAGUCUUCCUGGGAACUUGUAAAGUUCAGCCUGUGAUCUUGUGAGGCUGGCAUGCAGGAUGGCAGGACAGCCCAGCCACAUGCCUCAUGGAGGGAGCCCGAACCACCUCUGCCAUGCGCUGGGGCCUGCACCCCCUCCAGACCCACAGAGGCACCCAAACACCCUGUCUUUUCGCUGCUCGCUGGCAGACUUCCAAAUUGAGAAGAAGAUUGGCCGAGGACAGUUCAGUGAAGUCUACAAGGCCACCUGCCUGCUGGACAGAAAGACGGUGGCUCUGAAGAAGGUGCAGAUCUUUGAGAUGAUGGAUGCCAAAGCCAGGCAGGAUUGUGUCAAGGAAAUUGGUCUCCUAAAGCAACUGAACCAUCCAAACAUCAUCAAGUAUCUGGACUCCUUCAUCGAAGACAAUGAGCUGAACAUUGUGCUGGAGUUGGCUGACGCGGGUGACCUCUCACAGAUGAUCAAGUACUUCAAGAAGCAGAAGCGGCUUAUUCCUGAGAGGACCGUGUGGAAGUACUUUGUGCAGCUGUGCAGCGCUGUGGAGCACAUGCAUUCCCGACGUGUGAUGCACCGAGACAUCAAGCCUGCCAACGUGUUCAUCACAGCUACGGGCAUUGUGAAGCUUGGUGACCUCGGCCUGGGCCGCUUCUUCAGCUCGGAGACCACUGCAGCCCACUCACUAGUGGGAACACCAUACUACAUGUCACCCGAGAGAAUCCACGAGAAUGGCUACAACUUCAAGUCAGACAUCUGGUCCCUUGGCUGCCUGCUGUAUGAGAUGGCAGCUCUCCAGAGCCCCUUCUAUGGAGAUAAGAUGAACCUCUUCUCCCUCUGUCAGAAGAUUGAACAGUGUGACUACCCGCCUCUCCCGGGGGAGCACUACUCUGAGAAGCUUCGGGAACUGGUCAGUAUGUGUAUCUACCCCGACCCUGAUCACCGACCUGACAUUGGAUAUGUGCACCAGGUGGCUAGACAGAUGCAUGUCUGGACAUCCAGCACCUGAAUGCAACACACCUCAUCAAAGCCAAAAGUCACUUGUCUUACUUGAGUCCUCUCCCCAAGUGGAACCUGGAAGCCCCCACAGCCAAGACCAGAGGACUUUCAGCUGGCUCCCAAAGCAGCUGCCUCUGCCACUGAGCUGAAAGCAGCGGGGUUAUGGUCAAACUCCAAAGUCCUUUCUUUGAACUGUUGCAGACGAUCUGAGCUGGGCUAUUAGUGGGAGAAGGGGCUUGGCAGUCAUGGAAACCCCUUGUACCUACUGAAAUGUGAACCUCUGCCUGGUUGCUUCAGACCUGGCCAGGCCCACACUGUCAGGAGACUUGAAGGGAGCUGGGUGACUGGUGUGGGCGAGCCUUUGCAAAUGGUUACCACCAGUUGGUUUAGUUCUUAGUACCUUUCCAUACAAUCAGACUGUGUGCUUCAUUUACUCUCUUGUAAAGAGAUACAAUGGAAAUAAUGGUUUAGAGUAGAGAUUUCGCUAGUAUUUUUCUCUGCAUUUUCUAAUUUGAUGAGUGACAGUGAGGAGCACCUAGCAUUGGGCAUUUCGACGUAAGAGGCAUCUGGGAGGUAGGAGGGCUCUCCUCCAUCUUCUUAGCCCUGCCACAUACUAUCAUCUCCUGCUGGAAUGCUAUGGCUCACUUUAGGAUCAGUGCGGGGCACUUCAUCCAUCCAGCAAGAAAACUCCAGAAGCUUUGCUCUCACACUGCUCUUUACAAAUUCUGGUUCUGUAUCUUCCUAGUGACUUGCGCAAGUUUGUUGGCUUUUCUGAGUCUUUGUUUCCUCCAUCUGUAAAUGGGACUAAUAAGGUAUCUAUCUUCCAGGUGGCUGACAGGAUUUAAAACAAAAGAAGUUACUUACUUAGCAAUGGCAGCCUAACCUUGUAAUCCCAGCAUUUGAGAGGUAGAAGCAGGAGGCUCAAGAAUCCAAGGUUGCCCUGGGCACUAUAGGAAGUUUGAGACAGGAGUGGACUACGUAAGAAACAAACAAACACCAAACCAACAGAGAGGUGCAAAUCAGCUAGCCGUGGCAGGUGAUCCAAAAAACAUGGCCUGUCAUCCCUUCAGAAAUCUCAAGUCAUGGACCAUUCGAGUCAAGAAUUAAAAUACAACUGUAUUAUGUGCAGGAAAAGCAGAAAUAUGUUCAUUUUCUUUUUGUUUCCAAUAGGAUUAACUGUGAAGACUAACUUAUAAAUGUGAAUUUAAGGAAACUUAA